AUGGAUCGAACAGCAGCUUCCCAACUCCUCUUCCUGGCGUGUUCCAUCAUUCUGAUCCAUCAAGGCAGCUCUGCAGAGUGCUCGGUGAACGUAAACUCUCCGAAUUUUCCGUCGCCUCAGCCGCUGCUGCUCAACCCGAACGCAGACAAGGACCUGAGCAGCUUCCUGGCGCCGGACGCACGCGGCGACAUCGUGGUCAGCGAGGGCACGCAGCUGCUGUUCGCCUGUCCUGACUCCGGGUUCAAGCUGAUCGACGCGCAGACUCUGAAUGCCACCUGCGUCUCCGGCACCGUCUUCAGCGUAGACGGCACCGCCUACACGAUCUCAGCACUCGCCUGCAAGAAGCUGCCUAGCGUCAGCGCUGUCGACACCAGCGCACAGUGCGAUGUCAACAAUGUCAAUGCAGUAAAGGUACAGAUCGGCUUCACGGUGGAGGAGGAGUUCUACAAACUGUACGAAGUGUGCUUCGACACGGAGGAGCUGACACCGUUGUACACAAAUGCCACCGUCGUCGCCGGCAUCAAGGGCUUCCAGGCCUCCUUCCCCAGACCCGAUCAAUGGGAGCAGGGCCAACUGUACGGCUCAGUGGACAUGUCGAACCAGUACAGGACUCAGCGGGACACCCUCGUGAAUCUGCUAGGUGCCACCCCCGAUAACUUGAGCAAGAACUACCUCAGCAGAGGACACCUGGCCGCCAAGGCGGACUUCGGGCUCGGUGUGCAGCAGUCGGCGACCUUCCACUACGCCAACUCGGCCCCACAGUGGUACGCCUUCAACUCCGGCAACUGGAACCAGCUGGAGCUGGACGUGCGCGACUUCGCCAGCAAGAACAACUUCGACCUUGAGGUGUACACAGGCACUUACGGUACACUGCAACUCGAGGACAAGAACGGCAACCAGACGGACAUCUACUUAUACGUAGGCACGUCGGGGAAGAAGGUGCCGGUGCCUAAGCUCUUCUGGAAGGUCGUCUACGAGCCGAAAUCUAAGCGGGCGAUUGUGUUCGUGGGCGUAAACAAUCCCUACCUCAGUUCCAGUAAGCUUCCAGAAGAGUACAGAUUAUGUAAGCAGGACGCCUGCAGAGUGAACUGGCUGCACUGGAAACCGACCAACCAGACGGCCGGCCGGGCUUACUGCUGCGAGUACGUGGAAUUCAAUGCCAAAGUGCCUUACCUUGACCUCGCGGUGGAGGGAACCUUUUCGCUGUCCGGCGCGGAGGCGACGUCGGCUCUUAAACUGAUGACCAUCGCCUGCAGUGUGUGGCUGCUCGUGCGACACUCGUACAACUAGGAUCACUCACAAACUGCUCCUCUCAGUUCGAACUACUUAUGCCUCCCAGACAUUUCCCUACAAAGCAUGCCGACUAACGACGCUAUCAAGGUUUAGCACUUGUGUUUUGCGGAAUAUCGUCUCACAAGUAAACACGCUGAAUCUGGUGUACUGUCGUAGUGUUAUGUAAACGUGCACGUCCAUUGCGUCUCUACGCCUACUUUAGAAUCUGGUUUUGAAGUCAAAUGUAAUUUAUGAUAAUAAACUUCAAGACAGCUCAAGUUCAACGUGCUGAUAUUGGCUGGCUACCCGCAUCUGAUAACUCGUUAGCAAGUGAUCCACGACCUCAUAAAGCGAUGCAAGUGAGUUCGCCAGUAAUUGCGGGACAAUUGAUACGGCUUUCGGUUGUUCACUCGAUGCAUCACUGCGCUAACAAAAUCAGGAGGUGUGCAGGACUAGUCCAGUUCCCGUCAGUAUAUUUCGACUAGCUGUUAGUCAAUGAAUAACGCCAUAUUAAUGACAUGAUGAAGCCCCUCAUUUUUCGCAGU
Messenger RNA from Schistocerca serialis cubense, 1817 nucleotides. RefSeq lists its product as uncharacterized. Gene Ontology annotation, molecular function: metal ion binding; RNA endonuclease activity; nucleic acid binding. Lineage: Eukaryota; Metazoa; Arthropoda; Insecta; Orthoptera; Acrididae. The coding region runs from base 1 to 1290 and encodes 429 amino acids. Gene Ontology annotation, biological process: apoptotic DNA fragmentation. Gene Ontology annotation, cellular component: nucleus; mitochondrial inner membrane. The transcript has 3 exons. The record is from RefSeq and is a predicted model, not a curated record.